AUGUUUGCGUUUAAAGCUUUGUUAGAUGCGAAAGUUAACAGGAAUAGGGUAAGUUCACAUUCAAAAUUCAUGAAGAAAUUUCCAAUUGCGUCGCAGAAAAUGGUUUCCAGGAAGAAGGAUUAUUUAAAUGAGAAUGUGGACAAAGUUGAUUUCAUGGUUAAUUCUCGUGAUCAUCCUAUCGAAAUAGAUGAUGAUGAAGUAUCAGAAGAAGAAAAUUUUCGAUCUGGUGAAGUGAAGAAGGAGAAUAAUGAGAGUCCAAUUGAGAUUAAUUCCAGUAAUUCUAUGAAGAAGACAAUUGACAUUUCAUCUAGUAAUUCUUGGAAGAAGAAAAAGCCAAGGAAUAAUGUUUAUCAGUAUGUGUAUAGUUCAAUGAAAAAGAGAAAACGUGGUUUGUUUGGUCGAUUAAACUCAAAAUCAUCAGAUACAGAAGAUUAUUUAAGUGAUUCUGAUUUUGAAGUUCGGAGCAUUACAAGGAGCAGGAAGUUGGUUAACAGAAGUGAUAAAAAAUUUAGUAAAAGAAUUGUCUUCGAACAUGGUAAACUUAAAGUUCCUUUUGAAGGUUGA
Molecule: messenger RNA, 564 nt
Organism: Lactuca virosa
Lineage: Eukaryota; Viridiplantae; Streptophyta; Magnoliopsida; Asterales; Asteraceae
Source: the annotation of a GenBank genome assembly